UUUCCGUGAACAUGCUCGCGAGCAAUAAUUAUUUUCGGCAAACUCUGUUGUGAAAAAUUCAAGUGACUCUCCCGCAAUAGACUCCUCAAUUUCACCCCGCCCGCGUCGCUCGGUCCAGUCGCAGCGGAGAAGAGCAAAAUGUCGAAGAGGCCGCUAGGUCCGGGGCCGGGCGCGUACCGGCUGCCGACGACGGUGGGCUUCCCGGGGCACGACCCGUCCCGCUACCGCAACCCGAUGUACUCGUUCGGCGUGAUGGCGGGCUUCCGGCUGCGCUCGCUGGGCCCGGGGCCGGCCUACCGCAUCGACCGCGUGACCCGCGACGGCACCAUGACGGCGCCCGCCUGGUCCUUCGGCGCGCGCCUCGGCGCCCGCGCGCCCACCAAGACCCCCGGGCCGGGGGCCCACGCGCCCGAGCGCUGUCCGCCCAUGAAGGAGCCGAGGGCCCCCGCCUACAGCAUGGGGGCCCGCCUGGGCCGCGCCGCGGCCUCCAAGGGCCCCGCGCCCAACGCGUACGCGCUGCGCAUGGGCCCGGGCGGGCCCGCCUACACCAUGGGCGCGCGCGUCGGCUACAACGCCAAAGGCAAGUCGCCCGGGCCGGCCGCGUACUUCCAGCGCGACCAGAACAUCUACAAGACGAGGUAUCCGAUUUACUCGCUGAGUGCGCGGCUGGACGGCCCCGGCAAGGCUACCAAGUCGCCCGGUCCCGCCUGCUACCCGCCCAACUUGUACAACGUCAAAAAGAACCCGUACUCGUACUCGUUCGGCACGAAACACGGGGAGUGGGCCCCGCCGCUGAUAGUUAAAGAGGACACGAUGGACUGCCUGUAGCUGAAGCGGAUCUCGCGGGGUGCGGCUGCCCCUCUUCGACGCGACACGCCGCGACACGGGUCGCAACACGAAUUCAAGUGUAAAAAUUGUAAAGCGAAAAUAAUGAUUGAAGUUUAAGUAUCGUUCUAUUUCGUCCCGGUGAGUCCAAAUUUUUGCGUGGUUGUGUCGUUAUUUUUGGGUUAUUAAAAUAAAAUUAGUAACGUGAUGUAUCGUCCGCAAUGAAAUAAACUAGUUCAAUCGAAG
Messenger RNA from Hyposmocoma kahamanoa, 1071 nucleotides. RefSeq names its product outer dense fiber protein 3-like protein 2. The record is from RefSeq and is a predicted model, not a curated record. Lineage: Eukaryota; Metazoa; Arthropoda; Insecta; Lepidoptera; Cosmopterigidae. The transcript is spliced from 4 exons. Bases 139 to 828 code for a protein of 229 amino acids. Gene Ontology annotation, cellular component: cytoskeleton.